CGCCGCAGUCCGCGCGACCGCAACGGUACCGUAGUGGUAUCCGUAACAGUCGUCGUCCGGUCGUCGUCGUGUCGCGUUCGUUGCAGCGCGCAAACGUUUCCGUCGUCUUCGCGCGGUGCAUUUCGCGUCUUAUCCGGACGCCCGCGACACCCGAACGUCCACGGACGUCCCGUGCGCAGACACCGAUAAUCGUUACGAACAAUAUAAUAUUGCCGUCGGCGGCGGUUUUCGAGAAGACCGAGUGAGAAAUUGCGACGGACGGGAAAUACACCCGUACCGAGUGCGCGACGUACCCGAACGCGCGCGCUGCGGUCUAAUAACGGAUCGUGAUCGGAUUCGUAUCGUUUAUCCUCGUGGCGGUAAGGACCGUCCGUGUUUUCCGCCCAACGGUCAACAUAAACAACAACGAUUGUAAUAAUAAUAAUAAUAAUAUUUCAACAACACCGGCCGCCGCUUUCGCGCCACUCUCGUUUCCCGCGCCGCCGACCGCUACUCCGGUACAUAUCCGUACCGUUUUCUAGGUUAUGUUUAAUGAUAACCAGUGGCUCUAACAGUGAUGAUAAUAGCAGUAUAAGUUACGCGACCGAAGGACUAGCGGAACGGCCCCGGCUUCUGCCUCCGCCGCCUCCGCCUCCGCCGCCGACGGGUACGAAUCAAAUGCGUUAUCGCCGGGCCAGCCGGUGUUUGGGGCGUAUCAUUUACGAGUUUUCGCGCCGUCGAUGAUGUCAACCCAGACGUUAUACUGUUUGAUGGAAUUUACAUGGUGGUAACGCAUCGUAUUGAGUUGCUUUCAAAAAUGGAGCUGUUGGUUUGCAGGUGAAAUGCCGAACGGUCGACCGAAGGCGGCGCUUCUCAUCCUGUUGCUCGCGUUGUAUGUACUGACCGGUCCCGGGACGCUGGCGAAUCACACCAGCAGCUCCUCUACCACUACCACUACCACGACCCCGAACACGACCACCACCGGUAACCUGCAAUCUAACGUCACCAACAAGACCACCGCGGGUCCCGUGCUGCGGGAGCUGACCAUCGGCUAUCUGACUGCGGCCAAGGGGAGUCUGAACAACCGGCAGGGACUGUCGAUUUCGGGUGCGCUGACGUUGGCGCUGAAAGAAAUCGAGGAAGAUCCGCACCUUUUGCCUAACGUUUCUUUGACGCUGCGAUGGAACGACACGCAUGGCGACACGGUGCAAGCGACCAAGAUGAUCACGCAGAUGAUUUGCGAAAAAGUAGCUGUUUUUUUCGGACCCGAAGGCAACACGUGCCAUACCGAGGCAAUCGUAGCGCAGGCGUGGAACAAACCUAUGAUCACCUACAAAUGUGCCGAUUACAAAGCUUCGGGAAUACCAACAUUUGCCCGUACAGAUCCUCCCGACACUCAGAUCACCAAAUCGAUUAUAUCUCUGUUGAGGUAUUACAGUUGGAAAAAAUUUAGCAUAAUCACCGAGGAUUCGAUGAAGUCGGUUGCGGAGUCUUUGAAAAUACAAGCGUUGAACGCUAACAUGACCAUCAAUCAUUUCGAGACAAUAUUCGAGUACCACAAGUGCUGCGAACAGAACCAGAAGUGUUGUAACGAAGCGCCCUGGUACUCCUUGGCGCAGGAGACCAUGGUCAACACCAGAAUUUACGUGUUUUUUGGUACCCCAAAAUCGUUAGUCGACAUGAUGGCCGCAAUGCAAUCCCUACAACUGUUCGACAACGGCGAUUACAUGGUCAUCUACGGAGACACGAAGUUCAACUACGGCAAAGACUUUCGGCAAUACUUAUGGAAUGACUAUCGUGCAGGAAAGAGUUUUAUUGACAUCGGGAACUGUUUAGAAGAAAAGAAUUUCCUUAAACGAGCCCGUUCACUGUUGGUCGUCGUUUCCUCCCCACCGUUACCAAACGAAUAUGCAGUUUUCUCGAAAAAAGUAUUAGAAUUUACCAGCAAAGAUCCAUUCAAAUUCCCGACGCCGGAAGUAUUCAAAAACGUAUCUUACGCCAAAUUUAUUUCCAUUUACGCUGCCAAUUUGUACGAUUCGGUCAUGCUUUAUGCUCGGACGUUAGAUUUUUUGCUCAGAGCUAGAGCCAACGGUCGGGAGCUAACUGGUGAAAUGAUCGAUGAAGUGUCUAAUAACGGAACGCUAAUAAUUGAAACACUUAUCAAGAAUAUCACGUACCAAAGUAUAACUGGUACUACAAUCAAAUUGGACAAAGACGGGGACUCGGAAGGUAACUUUUCAGUGGUAGCUUUGAAGUCGCAAAAUUUUAACGUCCAUCUAAACGAAGGCAAUUUCUCUUGCCCGUACUUCAUGGUCCCGGUGGCUCAAUUCUACUACGGCGAAUCACUGGAGUACAAAUUGAACAACCCUAAUUUUAAAAUCGAAUGGCCCGGCAAAGGUCGACCAGACGACGAACCUAGUUGCGGUUUUAACAACGAACUGUGCAACAAGGACGAUUUGGAAAAGAGUUCCAUCAUUGUGGCUACGAUUUUGGGUUUGAUUCUGUUUUGCGCGUUCGUCAUCACGCUCUCGAUAUACCGGAAAUGGAAGAUCGAAUUGGAAAUCGAAGGGUUGCUGUGGAAAAUAGACAAGGCCGAUCUGUUUGGGUACUAUAACAAGGAUAUCGUUUCGUCUCCCAGCAAAUUGAGUUUGAUUUCGGCCACUUCAUACGAGUCGCGCGCUGGACUCCAAGUUUUUGCCACAACCGGCCAGUAUCGAAAUAUAAUGGUGAGAAUCAAAGAAUUAAAGUUUUCCAAACGAAAAGACAUAUCUAGAGAACAGAUGAAAGAAAUGCGUCUGCUGCGAGACUUGAGGCACAGCAACGUAAACUCGUUUAUCGGUGCUACUAUUGAACCGUUACGAAUUCUGAUUAUCACAGAUUAUUGCGCUAAAGGAAGCCUCUAUGACAUUGUAGAAAAUGAAGACAUAAAAUUGGAAAAAAUGUUCAUCACAUCUUUGGUUCACGAUCUCAUCAGAGGUAUGAUAUUUAUACACAACUCGCCUUUAGGUUGUCAUGGGAACUUAAAAUCAUCUAAUUGUGUUGUAACUAGUCGUUGGGUAUUACAAGUUACGGAUUUUGGUCUACAUGAUUUGAGACAGUGCGCGGAAAAUGAUUCUAUCGGUGAACAUCAGUAUUUUAGAAAUUUGUUGUGGAAAGCCCCUGAGCUCUUAAGAGACCCUGUCGCAUCCAUUAAAGGGACACAAAAAGGGGAUAUAUACGCGUUUGCCAUUAUCUUGCAUGAAAUAAUGUGUCGGCGAGGUCCUUUUGGCGCUUGCGGCGUCGAAGAACCUAAAGAAAUCAUAAGACUGGUUAAGUUAGGUUGCGAUGAAGUAAAUGAUGUACCGUUGAGACCCAGCAUACAUCACUUAAGAGACUGUAAGAUGGCAGAAGAUUACAUUAUCCAAUGCAUAACCGAUUGUUGGGACGAAUUCCCUGAAAAUAGACCGGAUUUUGGUACGAUACGCGCGAGACUCAAAAAAAUGAAAGACGGGAAACAAAAAAACAUAAUGGAUCAAAUGAUGGAUAUUAUGGAAAAGUAUGCAAACAAUCUCGAAGAUCUAGUCAAUCAACGUACAAAUGAAGUUUACGAGGAAAAAAGAAAAACUGAAGAUUUGUUACAUCGAAUGCUACCAGAGCCAGUAGCGAAACGUUUAACACUAGGAUACGGCAUAGAACCAGAAUUAUAUUAUUCAGUUACCAUUUACUUUAGCGAUAUUGUUGGAUUUACUGCAAUGUCCGCCGAGAGUACUCCGUUACAGGUUGUUAAUUUUUUAAACGAUCUCUACACUUUAUUUGACAAGAUCAUCAAAGGCUACGAUGUUUACAAAGUUGAAACGAUAGGUGACGCAUACAUGGUGGUUUCGGGGUUACCCAUUAAGAAUGGCAAUAGACAUUCUGGCGAGAUAGCUUCAAUGUCAUUAAAUUUGCUAGAAGCAGUGAAACAUCACAAAAUAGCCCAUCAACCGGAAGCCACGUUAAAAUUACGAAUAGGAAUCCACACAGGACCUGUUGUGGCCGGUGUUGUUGGACUCACAAUGCCCAGGUAUUGUUUAUUUGGUGAUACGGUGAAUACAGCCUCUCGGAUGGAGUCCAAUGGUGAACCGUUAAAAAUACACAUAAGUGAACAAUGCAAAAAUUCUCUUGAAGAACUGGGCGGAUAUAUAAUCAAAGAGCGUGGAUACGUCAACAUGAAAGGAAAAGGGGAUGUGCUCACUUACUGGCUUGAAGGAACAAACGAAAGCGCCAUUAAACGAAGAGAUGUUGAUUUGAAUGAAUUACCUCCUCUGUUUUGCGGAUCCAAACGGCAUAGUCCAAAAGUAUACUCCGGUUUCGGAGAAUACACAAGUAGACGUCCGUCGUUUGCUCCGCGGGGAAACUCAAUUGAUCAAAGUACUAAGGAUAGUGAAACCUAUCUUCAAGAACAUCGACCACUUCCUCUACCCCCUACUUUGCUCGAACCACUGCGCAAACGAAUGAUCCAUUCAACGUCCAUGGAUCCGUUUCCGAACAAACAAAUCAGCAGAGUGAGCUCACUGAUCAAAAGGAGUUGUCGUUCAUUAGAGGAUUCAAAACUCUUCAGCGACCAGUGUCAGAAAGAAGAAAACUGUGAAGACAGCGUAACAGAAACUGUGGUCAAUGGCAGCCUGCAAUACACUCCUUUAUUAACUGAAGACAAUAAACGAUGGCAUUCAUCUGAAGAUGUUGCAACAGAACCUCAUAGAAAAAAAUUGGUGUCGAGAAAUUCGAUUAGGAGUUGGUUGGUUGGACUGUUCAAUGGCACUGCAACAUCUUGUCGAUCUAGUGAAGUAUCACUUCGUAAAGUGUAUACAGAUAUGCAACAAAUUGUUGACAAGGAGAGUGUAGUCUAAUAUUGAUUAAUGUCAAUCACAUUUAAAAAAAAUUGCAGGUAAAAAGAUUACUUAAAAGAAAAACACUAUAGGAUAGGCAUAUUAUAAGAUAAAAAUCAAAGUCAAAAUGCUGUACAAAAAACUUCAUAAUUUUUUUUGACAAUUUUGUAUUUUGGCCUAUAUUCUGCUUAAAAAAAGAAAAAUGCACAGUUAUAAUAAUUAUACUAUAAUAUAA
Messenger RNA from Sipha flava (yellow sugarcane aphid), 5061 nucleotides. RefSeq names its product receptor-type guanylate cyclase Gyc76C-like. Gene Ontology annotation, biological process: receptor guanylyl cyclase signaling pathway; intracellular signal transduction; protein phosphorylation. The transcript has 24 exons. NCBI's taxonomy places the organism in Eukaryota, Metazoa, Arthropoda, Insecta, Hemiptera, Aphididae. The record is from RefSeq and is a predicted model, not a curated record. Gene Ontology annotation, molecular function: guanylate cyclase activity; ATP binding; peptide receptor activity. Bases 822 to 4847 code for a protein of 1341 amino acids.